Salvia splendens (bonfire salvia) is the source of this 3321-nucleotide messenger RNA. RefSeq names its product receptor-like protein 50. NCBI's taxonomy places the organism in Eukaryota, Viridiplantae, Streptophyta, Magnoliopsida, Lamiales, Lamiaceae. Gene Ontology annotation, molecular function: protein binding. Bases 27 to 3161 code for a protein of 1044 amino acids. The transcript is spliced from 7 exons. The record is from RefSeq and is a predicted model, not a curated record.
CUAAAUUUCAAUUUACUAUCACUUUCAUGGAGACCUCGUUCCAUUCUUUUUCACUCAAGCUUUUAAUUGUCUUAAACAUAUUCUUCACCCUCAGCUCCUCUGCACCACUAACCGAUUUCACCACUGAUCGAGAUGCUCUUCUCGCGUUCAAAAAAGCCAUUACUGCCGACACAAGUGGUGCGUUGAGCAAGAAAUGGCUCACCAACACUUCCAUCUGUGACUGGGCCGGCGUCUCGUGUGGCAUCAAACACCAAAGAGUCACAGCCCUCAAUCUCUCCAACUUAGCCCUCCACGGAAUCCUCUCCCCACAUCUCGGAAACCUAACCUUUCUCCAGUCCUUGGACGUCAGCUCCAACAAUUUCACAGGCGUCUUACCCGGUGAGCUGUCUAAACUACUCCGUCUGAAGCAUGUAAACGCGUCAUCUAACAACUUCAUUGGAGAAAUACCAAGAGGUAUCCUUACAAACAUGUCUGCAUUGGAAGAAAUUGUUUUGAAUCAUAACAAGCUCUCGGGUGAGCUCCCAAGUGAUAUAUGCAAUAACACACCGAAACUGAAGAUAUUAUUUCUCAGAGAUAAUCAAAUUUAUGGAAAUAUUCCAACGAGUAUGUGUAAGUGCAGAGAGAUGGAGGAGCUGAGCUUGUCACAAAACCAUUUCAAUGGCAACAUACCAACUGAAAUUGGGAAUUUGAGCAUGCUGACUAUAUUAUCUAUACAUGAUAACCAUCUCCAAGGAAAUAUUCCAUCUUCUAUCUUCAACAUUUCCUCGUUGGAAUUAAUAUACCUCGACCAUAAUAGUAUUUCUGGAAGCAUACCCAUGAAUUUGGACAAUUUAGUCAACCUCAAAGAGUUGUGUCUUAACACGAACAACUUAACAGGUGAGGUACCAAAGCAGAUUGGACAUCUAAUAUCUUUGAAAUAUCUAUCGCUUUUUGAGAACAUAUUGACAGGUUACAUACCAAAUCAAAUCGGGAACUUGUCUUCACUACAAGGACUGGAUCUUUCUUCGAAUAAGUUGGCGGGUUCCAUACCAAAGCAAGUUGGUAACCUCACUUCAUUACUAUUUCUAGAUUUGGGUGGCAAUAAGUUGACAGGUGAAUUGCCGAAAGAGCUUGGAAAUCUAGCAAAGCUCGAGACAUUAGCCACACCCUUCAACGAUUUCUUGACCGGUCCCAUCCACUUUUCCAUAUUCAACUUAUCAAAUUUGAAGACAGUCGAUCUUCAACAGAAUCACUUUUCUGGUGAAAUUCCGACCUCUAUCGUCAAUGCUUCUCAGAUAAUCGCUAUAGAAUUGAACAGAAACUCAUUCACUGGUCCCAUUCCCGACUUCGGUAAUCUAAGACAGCUUGAAGACCUUCGCCUUUGGGAAAAUAAUCUGACUGGAGCAGAAUCGCCAAAUCAAGAACUGGGAUUUCUGUCUUCUUUAACAAAUUGCCCAAAUUUGAAUUGGUUGGAUAUUAGUAACAAUCCGAUGAUGAAUGGUAUCCUUCCGGCUUCCAUUGGGAACUUAUCUACUUCUCUUGUGAUCUUUUCAGCAUCCAACUGCAGCAUCAGAGGCAUUAUCCCUCCAGAAAUUGGAAAUUUGAGGAAUUUGCAGGCCUUGGAUUUAUCCAAGAAUCAACUCACAGGAUCCAUCCCAACCACAAUGGGGAAACUGAAUCUACUUGGAAAAUUAUAUCUUUAUGAUAACCAUCUACAAGGAUAUAUCCCUCAUCAGCUUUGCCAAAACAGUACUUUGGUGGAGUUAGAAUUGAGUCAUAAUGAGCUCACUGGUUCAAUACCUGAUUGUUUGGGAGAUAUUAAAUCCCUCCAAACAGUCUCUUUUGCCUCAAACAAGAUGAAUUCUACACUCCCUUUCAACUUUUUAAAUCUUCCAAAGCUCAUAGAUCUCGACUUGUUCUCAAACUAUUUGAGUGGUCAAAUUCCUGAUCAAAUAGCAAGUUUAAUUGCUAUCACCUAUCUUGACUUGUCCUCUAAUAAGUUUUCAGGCUCUGUUCCCAAAUCGAUUGGCAACUGCGAGAAUCUGGUAUACCUAGGUUUAUCAAACAACAGUUUUGAAGGAGUGCUUCCACAGAGUUUAGGGAACAUCAAGAAAUUGGAGGUCUUGAAUUUAAACCAGAACGACUUUCAGGGAAUCAUUCCGACUACAUUUUCAAAGGGUUGUAGUCUUAAGUCACUCAACUUGAAUGAUAAUAAGUUGGAAGGAACACUACCCCAAUCCCUCUACAACUGUCAAAGUCUGCAGGUUCUUGAUAUUGGAAACAACAGAAUACAAGACACCUUUCCAGUUUGGAUGGAAAAUCUCACUGAUUUUCGGGUCCUCAUAUUGAGAUCUAACAACUUUAGUGGUACCAUUUCUUCUCUCACUUCAAAGCCUAGGCUUCCAUUCUCCAAACUACAAGUUUUUGAUAUAUCCCAUAAUGCAUUCAUUGGUAACCUGCCCUAUCGAUAUCUGAUGAAUUUCAAAGCGAUGAUGGAUGUACAAAAGAAUCAUCGAGGAUUUUAUACAGAGUCAUUCGUAUUGACAGUGAAAGGUUCGGACCUAGAAUAUGAGAGAAUUCUGACAACCUUGACAACAAUCGACAUGUCAUCCAACAGAUUUUCAGGCAGUAUCCCAAUCUCCAUUGGAAGUUUGAAUUCCUUGAUAUAUUUGAAUCUGUCUCACAACUGCCUCACAGGAGGUAUACCUGCAUCUCUUGGAAACAUUAGAGAACUCGAGUCGUUGGACCUGUCUUCAAACCGAUUGGAAGGGAAAAUUCCAACAAAGCUUACAAAACUCACAUUUCUUUCUACGGUGAACUUUUCCAUGAAUAAUCUUUCAGGGAAGAUACCUCAAUCCAGUGGCCAGUUUCCCACAUUUGACAAUACAUCCUAUGUUGGAAAUUCUGGACUAUGUGGAUUUCCAUUAACACGGAAAUGUGAAGAGCCUUUGCCUUCAGAGAUGCUGGAAGAAGGUGAUCAUGAUUAUGGUAUUCUAGAGGGAUUCUGUUGGCAGGCAGUUGUUUCUGGGUAUGGAUGUGGAUUCGUAAUCGGUGUGACUGUGGGUUGUGUGAUUCUUGGGUAUGGAAGGCCUAAAUGGUUGUUGGAAUGGAUCUACAGAUUUUACAGGAUAAAGAUGAGAAGCAGCAGAGGAAAUGUGACACCACAAAGAAGAAGAAGAUAAAAAGGUUGAGCCUUUGAUGUUGAAUAAUGGGUAUUGUUGUUUUCUACUCCCAUUUAUUUGUGUAAUGUUGAAUUGUCUAAGUCAUGUUGCAAGUUCAAGACUCAUAGAAUACUAUAUGAUAAUUUGGCAUCCAUUAUCAAUCAUGACUUGGCUUAUUAAA